AUGGAAUUAGUAAUUCAAGAUAUAUUGGUAGGCGAAAAGAACCAUACCAUUGAAGCUGAGCAGUUGAUUGAGUCAAUUCUUACUUCAAGAGAAAAUUACGAUGAGUACUUUAUUUCGCAACCUCUACAAGGAUCGGUCAUAGAAGAUAUAGCCGAAACAGACGCUGAGGUUGCUAGACUCGAGAAGAAGUUGAAGGAGAAGCUGAUUGGGGCGAAGAAUUCUAUUCUCAAAGAACUGUCCGACGAUGAGAUCAAGUCACAAUUGAGCCGUAUAUCCAACGAGACUGACCAACUCUGGGAGCUGGACAACACACAAACGCAAACUAGUGAAACAAAUCGCGUUAAUGGCACAGACUUAGCUUUAGUGAUAAAGGGAAUAGAAGAGUUAGGCGAAUAUGCAAAGAACAAUAAACAGGAGGAUGCAUUUCACGAUGCACUGGGUAAGCUAAGGGAAUGUUAUGAGGCAAAGUCAUGCGGUAGUCUAACUCUAGUAUUAGAGAACAUUGAGAGGAUCAACGAUCUUCUGGGAAUUCCGGCACUUGUUAAUACUUGCAUUAAGACCGGACACUAUCAGGAAGCUUUACUCUGUCACUCGCAUGCUCGUUCAUUGCAAAAUAAAUUCCCUAACGUAGACUUGGUCUCACGUGUGGUAUCCACUGUUCAGGAAGACAUAUCAGAGACAAUGUUACAAGGACUUGUAAAGUUAUUGAGCACUAACCUGACUAUUAACACUUUAAAGAAAAUUACAAACUACCUAUCUUUCAUUGACCCUUUACGUGGGAAUUCCUCCGCAUUACAGCAAUUGUGUUUGUCAAUGCGAUACAAAUUCAUUACGUCAGAAAUAGACUCUUAUGCCAUUGAUGAAACAGUCACAGAAACAGUAAAGGAACUACUCUUCAAAAGGAAGAUAGAAUGUGUCCGAGAACACGUAUACAGCAUUUUAUCUGUUUUCAACUCUCUAUUCCAUGCAGAGACAAUAUCGUUAUUCAUUCCCCUUUUCGACCAGGUGUCUGAGAACCCGAAAGAAGUCCCCACUAGCCUGCAUCUACUACAAUUUGUGCAAAAAUGCACCGAAUAUUUAAUGGCACAACUUAAAGAAUAUAAACUGCAUAGGAUGUCCGAAUCAGUUUGCCUCCAAUUAGUCUACUGCUCUUUCCGUCUGGGAGACGUCAAUAUAAACUUCCAUCACUUGUUCAUGAAUAAGCUUCUCGAGACACAAAUAUUCACCUGCCAAGAACUACAAACAGCAUUAAAUAAGAGACUAGACUUGGCCACAAACUACUGA
Molecule: messenger RNA, 1284 nt
Organism: Eremothecium cymbalariae DBVPG#7215
Lineage: Eukaryota; Fungi; Ascomycota; Saccharomycetes; Saccharomycetales; Saccharomycetaceae
Gene: COG8
Product: Golgi transport complex subunit COG8
Exons: 1
Coding region: 1-1284 (427 amino acids)
Biological process (GO): intra-Golgi vesicle-mediated transport; cytoplasm to vacuole targeting by the Cvt pathway
Cellular component (GO): COG complex
Source: RefSeq, a predicted model, not a curated record